Penaeus monodon (black tiger shrimp) is the source of this 493-nucleotide messenger RNA. Its product is annotated as pro-resilin-like. Lineage: Eukaryota; Metazoa; Arthropoda; Malacostraca; Decapoda; Penaeidae. Gene Ontology annotation, cellular component: extracellular matrix. The record is from RefSeq and is a predicted model, not a curated record. The transcript is spliced from 2 exons. The coding region runs from base 1 to 411 and encodes 136 amino acids.
AUGGAAAACACUGAUGAAAAUUACCAAAUCUCAUACAUUUUAUAUGUGUAUUUACAGAGAUCUGAUGAAGAUUCUGUUGAAUAUGGACCUGCAAAGUACGACUUCGACUGGGCCGUGAAGCACGACUACUCCGGCAACCACUUCGGCCACCACGAGUCCCGCGACGGAGACUACACCCAAGGCUCGUACUACGUGCAGCUUCCCGACACUCGCUUGCAGACUGUCAAGUACUACGUGGACGGCGACUCUGGCUACGUGGCCGAGGUGGAGUACGAGGGCGAGGCUCAGCAUCCUGAGUCCGAGGAGUAUCGCGUGUCUCGAGGCCGAUACUCAGCCCCAGACUCAAGCGAAGAAGACUCGUCCGAAACGGUCGUUCGAGCUCCCUCAAGAUUUUAUGGCUCGCCUUUGUAAAGCUAAGACGAAAAGGACUGAUUUCGUUUCGACGGCCGUGAUUCCAUAUGGAGAUGAUGUAAAUUUAACGUAUAUAUUUAAC